AUGGACCUGGUCCAAAAAGAGCACGACCGACUUUUGAAGAAGUUGAGGUCAUCACAGGGAAUCACAAAUGUGCAAAACACGAUUGAUAUCUUGCAGUCAGCCCGGGAUGCGAUUGCAGCUGAUCCCAACCAGGCGGCCGUUACUCUGGCAAAGCUUCAGAAUCCCGUCAAAACCUCUUUCAACGCCAUCAAUGACAGCCUGAAAGAAACCCAUGGCAGUCUUAACAAGUACACUAAGUCUCUUGACAAGUCUUUUGACUUGAAGCUCUUCAAGGAUAGACCUCUCCCGAGUACUGAACAUGAUGCCCUCUCUCAACGAGAUCAACUCAUUAAUCGCGCCAUCGCCAUGCACCUGCUGCGGGAAGGGCAAUUCUCCGUUGCGGCGAGUUUCCUAUCAGAGAUUGCCGAGAAAAAGACUCGGAUAGCAAGCAGUGACCGCACCUCAGCCUCUCCUGAACCGACAAGCCUGCUGAAUCUUGAUGAAGUGCCCUCUGCCGAAAUUCGCAAAGAAUUUGCCUCUAUGUAUUACAUUCUUUCCCAGCUCAAAGAACGACGCAACCUCCUUCCCGCGAUUGAAUGGGCCCGGGAGAAUCGAGAGGCGCUGGAAGCUCGUGGCAGCAACUUGGAGUUUGAGCUGUGUCGCUUGCAAUAUGUCUGGCUUUAUCAUGGCGAGUCUGAUACGCCGAAUGCAACUCCCGACCAAACUCGGAGAAAUCAAACCGCGGCCAUCGCGUAUGCCAGGCAGGAGUUCCCUGCCUUCCACACACGCUACCAGCGGGAAAUCAACCAGCUGAUGGGUGCAAUGGCAUUUUGCCCGAAUUUAUCCGCCUCGCCAUAUGCGGCAAUCUUUAAUAACCCAUCCGCAUGGGAGGAUGUGGCACAAUUUUUCACCCGUGAGUUCUGCUCGCUACUCGGUUUGUCGGCGGAUUCGCCGCUGUACAUUGCCGCGACUGCCGGUGCGAUCGCACUGCCGACGCUCCUGAAGCUCCAAACAAUCAUGAAAGCAAAGCGAACCGAGUGGACGAGUGAGAACGAGCUUCCGGUGGAAAUCCCGCUGCCCCCAUCGUACCUAUUCCACUCGAUCUUCGUCUGCCCCGUCUCAAAAGAGCAGGCCACCGACGAGAAUCCACCAAUGAUGAUGCCUUGUGGGCACGUCAUCGCCGAGGAGUCCUUGAAACGACUCAGCAAAGGUAGCCGAUUCAAAUGUCCUUACUGUCCGAACGAGAGUCACAUGAAGGAUGCGCGGAAAGUUUUCCUGUGA
Messenger RNA from Penicillium oxalicum, 1260 nucleotides. Its product is annotated as ubiquitin-protein ligase RMD5. Gene Ontology annotation, biological process: proteasome-mediated ubiquitin-dependent protein catabolic process. Gene Ontology annotation, molecular function: ubiquitin protein ligase activity; protein binding. The record is from RefSeq and is a predicted model, not a curated record. The transcript has 4 exons. Gene Ontology annotation, cellular component: nucleus; cytoplasm; GID complex. Lineage: Eukaryota; Fungi; Ascomycota; Eurotiomycetes; Eurotiales; Aspergillaceae. Bases 1 to 1260 code for a protein of 419 amino acids.